Messenger RNA from Octopus bimaculoides (California two-spot octopus), 3841 nucleotides. RefSeq names its product transcription factor SPT20 homolog. The record is from RefSeq and is a predicted model, not a curated record. Gene Ontology annotation, cellular component: SAGA complex. Gene Ontology annotation, molecular function: transcription coregulator activity. NCBI's taxonomy places the organism in Eukaryota, Metazoa, Mollusca, Cephalopoda, Octopoda, Octopodidae. Gene Ontology annotation, biological process: regulation of transcription by RNA polymerase II.
GACCGGAUGAACUAGGAAAUAUAUUAUAAAGAAAAAAAUUUUCUCCUGAUCGUAUUUUCUUUAAUAUGAUUCCAUCAUUAGAAUAUAUUUCAGGGGAAAAUACUUAGUUUUAAGAUAAUAAAACGGUAUCUGUGAUAAUAACAUUUAAUGAAGUUUCCCUCAAAAUCCAUACUGCAACCGGAAAUACACUAUGCUAAUGGCGACGGCAUGUCUGCGGAUACUACAUGUAACCGACUCUCUCUGAUAAAUUCUCGAUUAAAGUUUAUAACUGUUCACUGCAGUUAGCCCUCACUAAAGAUGGAUUAUCCAGUGCUUUCCAAUGGCAACAACAACAGCAGCAGCAGCAGCAACAACAACAACACAUCAUCAGGACUCAAUUCCAUAUACAAAGGCAAAUCUGUGAACCAACGACUAAGGGAAUUGUAUCAAGAAGAACGUAUCAGACAACCCGAAGAUCAUCCACUUUGCUAUGCAACUCACUUACUUCCCAAGUUGGUCAAAAGGGACCGGCUUAACUGCUUGGUAUUAAAUCUCUAUCCUGCCAAUGAGGGUUAUACCCUUAUGCUAAAAGGUCGAAAUGGUAUUGAUUCUGAGACUAUCAAGCUACCAUAUGAAGAGUCUGAGUUAUUAGGAUAUAUUGAUGCUUCUGAGUUGCCUCCUUUACUUGUAGACAUCCUUGAAAAAGCUCAAGUGAAUGUUUUUUAUAGUGGCUGUGUAAUUGUUGAAGUUCGAGAUUACAGACGUUCUACUGAUGGGUGUUACGAUAGUGAAUAUAUUAUGUUGAAACCUACUAUGCAGUCGCUAUUGUGUGACAUCAACAGUAUGAUCAAUGAUGGACACCGUUGGACUCAAGAAGACAUUUUUCAGCUGGAGAGCCAACUUCUGCUGGCAACUCAGGAACCCUUAUGUCUUGACCCGAAUCCUUCUGUCUUCUUUGCCACCAACCAUCAACAAUAUGAAAGUAAAAUAUUCAAUAACCCCAAUCUGAAAAGGUCAGUGCAAAAGCACUCACAGGUGGCCUUGAACCGAAAGAGGAAAUUUGCACAGGCACCAGCACCGAAAGAACUGCGAUUGUUAGACUUCAUCAACAAAAAAAGAUCCAAGAAAGGAAACACAAAUCCGACUAUGAAGCCAAUCCCAGAUCCUCGGAAUUAUCGAACAUUGCAGUUAUCUCCACCACAGUCACUUGAUGUGGAGAAGUAUGUUCAAGGAGUUGAAAAGAACUCUGAAAAGAAAUGCACUGAUAACAAUCUUACAUUUGUGGAGGAGCAUGUUCUUGAAGCUGAUAAUGCUGGAACACAAUCAGUUAUUGCUCGUAUCACAUUCUUACAAAGACCAAGUGAUGAAUUUUACUUUGGAGAACAUGUAGAAGGAAGUGGUCCAGGAGAGAAGAAAUGCAGAUUUUCCCUUGGCACAAGAGAAGAUGUCGACAAGUAUUUCAAGCAAUUUAAGAAGAUCUUUAUGAACGAGAAGCAUGACACCCCCAGCAACAUUAAGAUUACAACCAGUCAACCUGGUCACUCACCUAAGGUUACAUACCUUCAGCCUUCUUCAAGCAACAAUGUUAUGUCCACAGUUGCAAUGGCAGUUAGCCAGGACUUAAGCAAUGGUGUUUCAACAUCUCGAAAGACACAUCCCCAACAUUUGUCUGUGUCUGUAACAAUGGCAACUAAUAGUUUGCAACAAAACACAAUAAGCCCAAGCACAACAGCUGUUAGUCCUGGUAUUGGAUCUAGUACUCUUUCAUCCACACAACACUCAGCUUCAUCGCAAGUUCAAUCCCACAGUAAUCAGCCACAAAAGAUACGGCAACAUCAGUCAAGUAACCCACCAUCGAACCAAUCUGCUGGUCAGAGCAGCCAAAAGACUCCGACCCCAACGCCGACGCCCCCACCAACACCCACACCUCCACCUCUGAACCAAAUUCGACGCUCAAGUUCAACAGCCGAUUCAGUUGCAGUAGUACCUCAGAAUCAACUUCAGCAACAAGCGAACCCAAAUGCAACCGCCUUUAUCACCAGUUUUGCAGGUGGGGACAACCCAUCAUCAGCUACAGUUGGUCAAGCUGUAGCUGCUGCUGCAGCUGGCCUUACCUCUGGCAUUAACAUUGCUAAUCUAGCCAGCCUCCCGUCCAAUCUGAACAUCCAGAAUCUAGCAACAGCUGGCCUGUCUGGCAUGAACAUUGCCAAUCUACAGAGUCUCCAAAACAUGCAGGUCUCCUUAGCUAGUGGCAUUGUACCCAUUACUAUGAUCAAUAACAACACUGGUUUGUUACAGAAUCAGUCAGCUUCCACCCUGUCCCAACCAGCACUUGUUACUAUGGUCACCUCACUCCCUCAGACAACAUCAACCCCGUCUACUGUCAACAGCCAUCCUGCCAAUUCUCAGGUCGCCAUGACCACAGGAAUGAUAACAAAUUCGGGUUCUGUACUUCUUCCACCAAUUGGACUCACCCAGUUAAUGAAAGGAACUGCUCAAAACUUGAGAGCACCAUCAAUGUCAGUGAUGCAGUUACAAAACCAACAACAGUUCCAGCUUCUAAAUCUCUCACAACAAAGGGGCUCACUUCCUGCAGCAUUGCAAGCAACUCAACCCCAGACAACAACUGUCACCACACCCACUCAAAACAACAAUCGCACUUCUGCCAGUACAGGAACUACCAUUUCAGUGAAUUCUCCUGGUCUGCUGGCUACUAAUGCCAAUCUCACUGCUCAGCCAAUUGCUGGUUUCACUCCAGUCACUGUUCAGACUGCAAAAACCGGACAACUGCAAGCAGCUAGUGGCAAUGCAGCUGCUGGUUCCAGCCAAACUGCCAUAACUCAACAGUCCAACAGUCAACAGCUGCAGUUUCAUCAACUGCAGUACAAGCAUCCCCAGUCAACCUCCUCUUCAUCACAACAGUCAAGCUCCGGUUCCAGCAAAUCAAAGAGCAAGAAACGAGCAACACCAACACCACCAAAAUCUUGACUCCCUAAUCUCAAACAGCUGGCUGUAGCAAAAACAUAUCUCUUGUCAGUGUCAGGUGUUGAUCUAGCAUAUCUCCUCUUCCCAUUCUUCCAUCCAUUCCCAAUCAAGACUUAUUAAUCAUCAAUCACCACCACUUUCAUCAUCAUCAUCAUCAUCAUUAUCACCAUCAUCAGUAUCGUCAUCAUUGUUAUCAUUACAUUGAACAAUACAGAAAUAAUAAAAAGAAAAAAAAAAGAAACACAUGACACAAAUGAACAAAACAAAAACAUUGAUGUUGUUUUAUGUGAAUGAAUUUGAUAGACUGAGUUCUUCCUUGCUAAGAUCUCAUACAACUGCUUGGUUCUAUACAACGGCCUUAUUGUUGCUGAAGAGACUGUCUGUCUGUGAUCUGCAGCCAGUAAACAUUAGAUUUAUGUCUGUGUGUGUGGUUGUAUGUAUUCAUAUGUUCAAGUGUGUGUGUGUAUAUGUUUGUAUGUGUUUCAAUUCUUGUUUUGUGUUUCAAACCUGUGAGAAUCUGAAUCAAAGAACAUUGUUGAAACUGGUGAACUUUUUACUUCGCUGCCAAUGUUUGAUUUUUUCUUCUUUAAACCUCAUGAUAUUUGUUUUUUUUUUCCUUUCUAACUCUUUAAUGACCUUUCAAUCAAUAUUGGAGUGGAGGAGGAAGGUGAUUUUGAGAUUUUAAAAAUUUAAUCAUUAUAAGUGUGUGUGUGUGUAUGUAUGUAUGUAUGCAUGUAUGUUAAUGUGUGUAUGUGUAAUUUGCUCAAAACUGAAAGCAUGCGAGAGAGAAGGGCAAUAGAGGGAAAUAUAUAAUUAUAUUUAUGUGUGAGAAAAAUGAGAUCAGAAAAAAAUUGUUUUAUAAAUUAGAACCUCUCUA